UGUGGGAUCCAGGUUGUGUGAAUGAAUGGAGAGCCGAUGGUGGAUCGGAGAGGACGGCGAGGCGAAGCAGCGGACAAAAUGUGUUUAACUCCAGCAGCACGGUGUGUAAAGUUCCCAGAAGGGGGUCCAUCUGUGGAUUUACUUCUUUAAAUCAUCUGGAGGAGGUUUUUUUGUCUGUUUCUGGACCCCACUCGUGCACCGAGCGAGCUUCACCAACAGACGUUUGGACGUCGAGGAGGUUUCUUCUUCGCAUGUGUGCAGCCAGCAACAGGUUAUUUCCAGCUUAGCUCGGACUCCAACUUGCAGCUGUGUCUCACAGCUUGUUACAUGUGUGUUAACUUUUUCGUGGAUGCGUUUUUGCCACACUUUUCCGUGCAUUCACCGCGAUGUGAGCUGCAGCUUUGUUGCUGCCACCACCACAGACAGAUCUCCACCGGGCUCAGGCGUCUUUUUUUUUUUUUGGAGGAAGCCGACCACAGAAAUGGGAAGAAAAUGCCAUAGAGAAGCGUGCUAAUUAAACAUCUCUGGGUGAUUAGCAUUGGAGCCUGCAGCACGCACACCGACACACGGACCUGUGAGGAGCUGGUGUCCGUGCAGGGGAUUUUUUUGCCUGCAUAGAUGGUGCCAAACAAGUGGAGCAUGAAUUCAGUCCUGCACAAAUCGCCACCAAGGAGCUGGCUUGGUCUCAGAUUACGACUCAAUGACAAGCCCGUCCAGGAGGAGGACUGGGUUGUGUGCCAGCACCCUGAGUGUCCAGAGCGCCGGAGGGCCUCUAAGGUUUGCCACCACCCAGACUGCCAAGACCUGAAUAACAAAAGCCCCCUUCACCUGUGUGAGUCAUGUGACUCACGCAGCCAUUCAGAGAACACAGACAACAUGCACUUUGAUCGGCACCCCCGAUUUGACUUACAACCUCAAGCCUCCAUCCUGGCUCGGAACGUGUCCACGCGCUCCUGUCCCCCGCGCACCAGCCCCCCCUCCGACCUGGAGGAAGAGGAUGAGGGGAGCAACGACCGCGGGGAGCGUAAAACAGGGGGGAUGAAGCUGGUGAAAAAGAAGCCACGGAGACGACACACUGAUGACCCCAGUAAGGAGUGCUUCAGCCUUAAGUUUGAUCUCAACGUGGACAUCAACACAGAAAUCGUACCUGCAAUGAAAAAGAAAACCCUGAGAGAGGUUCUGGGUCCAGUGUUUGAGAGGAACGGCAUCGAGCUGUCCCGGGUCAACUUGUUCCUGGAUCAGUCCAACACGCCGCUGUCCCUCAACUUCGAGGCCUACCGUUUUGGAGGACACUACCUCAAAGUGAAAGCACGGCUGGGUGAUGAGCUGAAGGUGGAGCAGGGUGUGAAGGACUUGCGGUCGCUCAGUCUGCCCAACAUGAAGCCCUCUGGCGGUCAGAGCCAGAGCCCCUACAUCCUCACCCCGGGCAGCGAGAAGGUGGAGCAUGGAUCUCUGGGACGAAAAGAAAGUGUGGAUCUGUUGGGACAGGCUCGAAGGAGGAAGAACAUGACAGAGUUCCUGGGAGAGACGAAUAUUCCUACCCCGGAUGCUCUGGGACAAAUCGGCGGCUCACUGCCAGGCAUCGGGGCCGGUCCCGACAGCUGGAAGAACCGCGCCGCCAGCCGCUUCAGUGGCUUCUUCAGCUCCAACGCCGGAGCGGGGCCCUUCGUCAAGGAGGUGGACCGUCUGGAGCAGCUCCAGAGCAAGCUCCACUCCUACACGUUGUUCGGGCUACCCAAGGUGCCGCGGCAGCUCUCCUUCCACCAGGACUCCUGGGAGGAGGAGGAGGAGGAGACCAACCUGGCCCUGGAGGACAGUUGGCAGAUGCUACUGGACAACUCAGAGACACUGACAAGGCGGCAGUUCCACCAGCAGGAGGCGAUAUGGGAGCUGCUGCAGACGGAGGCGACUUACAUAAAGAAACUCAGAGUCAUCACUGAUCUGUUCCUGUGCGGGCUGCUGAACCUGCAGGAGAGCGGCCUGCUGACGGAGGUGGAGCCCGCCAAGCUGUUCAGUAACAUCCAAGAGAUCGUCCGCCUCCACACGUCACUGUGGAACCAGGUCAUGCUGCCCGUCCUGGAGAAGGCCAGGCAGGCCCGGGCUCUGCUCGACCCCACUGACCUCCACCACGGCUUCAGGACGUUUGGCUCCAGGUUCCAGCCCUACAUCCGUUACUGCAUGGAGGAGGAGGGCUGCAUGGAGAACAUGCGCACGCUUCUCAGGGACAAUGAGCUCUUCAGGACCUACGUCACGUGGGGAGAAACACACAAGCAGUGUAACCGUCUGAAGCUGGCCGACAUGUUGGCAAAGCCGCACCAGAGACUGACCAAAUAUCCACUCCUACUGAAGAGUGUUCUCAAGAAGACGGACGAGCCGUCAGCCCGGGACAUCGUCAACAGCAUGGUCGCCGCAGUCGAGGGCUUCAUCAACAGCGUGGAGUCCCAGAUGCGACAGCGUCAGGAACAACAGAAGCUGGCCACCAUCUCCGCCCGCAUAGACUCGUACGAGGCUGUAGAGGGCAGCAGUGAAGAGGUGGAGAAGAUUCUCAAGGAGUACAACCGCUUCGACCUCAUGGCUCCCAUGAGAGGAAUAUCACCAGAGGAGACUCGACAGCUGCAUCUGGAGGGAGCGCUGAGGAUGAAAGAGGGCAAAGACAGUAGGAUGGAUGUCUACUGUGUCCUGUUCACCGACCUGCUGCUAAUCACAAAGCCAGUGAAGAGAGUGGAGAAAGUCAAAAUCAUCCGGCAGCCGCUCCUCAUUCACAACGUCGUCUGUAAGGAGCUCAAAGACCCUGGCUCAUUCAUCCUCAUCUACCUCAACGAGUUCAAGAGUGCAGUGGCAGCCUACACUUUCCAAGCCAACAGCGCCGCCCAGGGGCGAAGCUGGAUCGAUGCAAUCUGCAACGUCCAGAACCAGCUCCAGAGGCUUCGCACCGAGGAGGUCCUCCGACAGCAGAACAGUCUGAAGACAUGUACGGAGGGUGAAGAGGAAGAGGAGGAGGAAGAUGAGAGUAGCAACUCCACCACAAGUUCUCCAUGCCUGAGGCACAAAGAGCAGCAGAACUCAAGUCAAUCCGAUGGAUCCACUGAGACCCUGUCGGUGAUGGAAAUUGAUGAAGCAAGCGAGCCUCCUUCCCCCAACAUGAACCUCGAGGGAACCAGUAAAAAAGACUCUGAUCUGACUCCUCUGUCUGAGACAUUUGAGGUCGAGCAGUCUCAGUCCACGAGCCCCCGCAGGAUUCACUCCAGUGUUUACUCCGAGCAAGAACAGGGGACGGGGCCUGACGGCGAGGAACUGGACCCCCAGUGUCGCUCUCUCUCCAUGGACAGCGCCUACGGUACCCUCUCCCCUGAAUCCCUACUGAGAGAACUUCGGCAACAGCCUGGCCAGAGUGAAGGAGAGGAGACGGAGGAGGAAGAGGGAGACAGGGAGGUCGAGGAGGCGGAGCAGGAAGGGACAGAAAUAGAGGAGGUAGAAGAAGAGCAGGAGGAAGAAGAGGAGGAGGAUGCUGCUUCAGUGGGGUCCCAGCUGUCAGUAGUCCAGUCCUCUAAACCUCGACGGCGGCCGCAUGUUCAGUCGCGUCUCCACUGCCUCCAGAGGCUGUCCAAUCUGACCUUAUCCCGCUCUGAGGACAAUCUGCUGCAGCGCCUCCAUGGUAAAACCCCCAACACACACUCACUCAGCUCUGAGGCGCAGGACCAAUCACAAUGUAGAGACAUGGACACGUCGCAGCUGGCACACAGUAGAAGUCUGACGGAGCUAGGCCAAAACUGCGUGGAGCUGUUUUCCAGUGACCUCGACCAGUCUGACGACUGCUUGAGUAUGAGCACGCCCUCUGACAAACUCUGUGCCACCCUGAAGAGGGCGGAGGCCAGGCACGGCCAAAUGGUGCUUGCUAGACCACGUGAGGGUAAUGAGCCCCAAAGCAACAGGUCAGACGGGGAAGUGGCUCCAUCUGCCUGCGUAGAAAGGAAAAACGAUUCAACAGCCACAGGUGAUUCAGGGGAAAUGUCACCGAAAAAGAGGAAAUCACCGGCACAGCACAAGAAGCUGACACUGGCUCAGCUCUAUAGGAUACGCACCACUCUUGUCCUCAACUCCACACUCACUGCAUCGGAGGUAUAAUAACCACUCUUCCAACCAACUGAUCAGUGGCACGUGGGCAUAAUGAGGAACAACACUUGUUUUGCUUCGAUGGACUGAAUUUCUUGAGACACAAAUGCACUCUCUCUCUUGCUGCCCUCUCCCUUCUGGUUGCUUUUUUGGACACAGAUCGUACCAUUUUUGCAUUUUGGACAUUUCUUUCUUUGCUGUUGCAUUGGUUUCCGAAUUUCUCGAGUGGAAGGGAGAGGCAGAGAGACAUUAACUGCUUGCACUUUGCAACGGAAGUAGCAUUAUAGGGGCUGGGACCUUAAGGUGGACUGGGGGAGUGUGCGAUGGAGCUGAGGUGGAGCUGAAUUCUCCAUCUCCAGAGUCAACGAGGAGGGACACAAAGUCUUGAAAAUUCUCUCUACACGUGGCUAAGAAAAAAAAAAAAAAAAAAACAGCACCUGGGAUGUCCUCCUAAUAUUUAUACUACUCCUGGUUUGCUUUAACAAAAGAAAAAAAAAUGAAAAUUGCACAGUUAUCUAUGUUAAGUAGAAGAAUCACUAAGGAGUGAAUUUACAUUUACAGUCACACAAUGAGUUUAUUGUUUGUGUCUGCUCGUGUAUAGGUGUGUGUGUGUGUGUGUGUGUGUGUGUGUGUGUGUGUGUGAGAAUGAAUGAUGAAUGUCUUGUGUUUAAAUGAUAACAUGGUCCUCGAUUCCUGACUGAACCAAAACUGAUCGCCAUUUCCUGUGAAUACGCUAACACAACCAAAGAUGGAAGUGGCUCGUCAACAAAAAGUGCACCCAAAAGGUCCAAUGCAGCGAAUCAUGUUUCAACACACAGAUGGAUUUCUUUCUUUAUUGUUAAUCUUGGUUGAACUAAUGCCAUUUGGUGUGUUAAACUAAUGAGAGUUGAAUUCCUCAAAAAAGAAGACUGAACAUGACGUUUGGAGGAAUUUCCUGCACUAUAUAUAUAUAUAUAUAUAUAUAUCAUGGCUUGAGUGUACGUUCAACUCUUGAGGCCUAAAUGUAUCAAAACCACACACACUAGUGCACAACAACGUGGUCAUAGGACAAAGUAAAAAGAAGUCUACACUUGAGUAAUGCCUGUGUAUGUUAUUAGUGUACACUAAUAAGAGAUUGAACAAAAGGUUUGGGUUGGAUAUUCUGUAAUGAGUGAAUACAUUGAACACAGCUUUGUUUCCCCCGGGAGAUUUACUUAACAUUCACACUGAUGUUCAGCUUUUCAGAUCAGUGACUUUUAUAACAUUAUUCCAAACAUCGCCCAAACCAAAUAGAUUAACUCUGUUUACUUUGUUUUUUUUUGUUUGUGUAAUAUUUAUUAUGCCUAUGUUUUAUAUAUAAGAUAUUGUUUAUAUUGUUUGCUUCCAUGAUUUGUACAUUUUUUUGUUGAUGUAGUCUUAAUAUUUUUUUUCUUGCCAGGCAUGAAUGUGCUAUGAACCAAAAUCAUGUGUUUCCUCUUUCAGGAAUGACGUUAAAGUGUCUUACAGAAUAAAAAUGCUAAAAUACUUUUAUCCCUCUUUUAAUGGUUUAAUCCAUUCUAAUGGAGUGAUUUGAGGGAACAGGCUGAAUCUGAAUGGCAUUAAGCAUUAAAACUACAUGAACUGGUCA
Messenger RNA from Epinephelus fuscoguttatus (brown-marbled grouper), 5719 nucleotides. RefSeq names its product pleckstrin homology domain containing, family G (with RhoGef domain) member 5b (gene plekhg5b). NCBI's taxonomy places the organism in Eukaryota, Metazoa, Chordata, Actinopteri, Perciformes, Serranidae. Gene Ontology annotation, biological process: endothelial cell migration; Rho protein signal transduction. The record is from RefSeq and is a predicted model, not a curated record. Bases 619 to 4125 code for a protein of 1168 amino acids. Gene Ontology annotation, molecular function: guanyl-nucleotide exchange factor activity. Gene Ontology annotation, cellular component: plasma membrane; endocytic vesicle; axon. The transcript has 21 exons.